ACUCUUGAUUGAAUUGGAGACGCUGGCACAACACAACAAGGGCACACAAUCAAUUAGAAUGCUGAACUGCCUCUACUUCAAAUCAUCCACCUCAUCCUCAGCAUCCACUCAAAUUCCAAAUCAUUCCCAAGAGAACACUCCCACAACACAAAAUGUAUCUGGUGAAUUCAAUCUCACCGUACAAGCCAACUCUUACUCUGAGAUACGCUCCAAGAUUCAAGGUCUUCCUAAUUCACAUGGUGAAGUUCACCUUCUUAGCCCUGAUCGUGAAUGCGUUCAAGAAGCACUUGCAAACACCGAAAACACCACCCUCACGCGCCUCAUCUCCACUUACUUCAAUCAUAGCGAAACCGCCUCCGAACUCUGCCUACACCUUCACCAACGCGUCAAACAAGCACGUGCCAUGUACGCUCCUCUACUUGAACUCUUCAACCUCAUAGACUCUAUCCACAUUAUAACUGAUUCCCACUAUGACCACACGUUUGAUAUCUUCCUUGAGUUCCACAGCAAUAACAACCCCUUCCCUGAUUCAACUAACUUAACCAACAUCAGAACAUCCUUAACCGACCUCAAAAAACAACUCGAUAACCGUCUCGCGAAAUCCUCAUCAAGGAUCCGCAAUUUCCGGUGCGCCACCACCGGUUCUGCUGUUUGCCUCGUUGCCAUGACCGUUGGAGUGGUUGCCGCGACGGUUGCUGUAACCGUUCAUGCCAUUGUUGCACUUGCUUUUGCAGCAGCACCUGUUUGUGGUGCAUACAGUGAAAGAAGAGAAGUUGCCAGGCUGGCUCAGCUUGAUGCUGCUGCUAAAGUUGCUUAUGUGCUGAACAACGAUCUUGACACGAUUGAUCGACUCGUUGAGCGGCUCCACACCGCGGUGGAAGGUGAUAAGCUUCUGGUUCGGUUUGGUUUGGAGAGGGGAAGAGAGAGGUACCCUAUCAUGGAGGUUCUCAAGCAGCUAUGUAAGAGCCAUCAGAAUUUUCUACGCCAGCUUGAUGAUCUUGAGGAGCAUGUAUGCCUCUGCUUUCACACUGUCAACAAGGCGAGAUCGUUGCUUCUUCAAGAGAUACGCAAUCAUCAAACUUUGUAG
Messenger RNA from Gastrolobium bilobum, 1087 nucleotides. RefSeq names its product UPF0496 protein At3g19330-like. The coding region runs from base 59 to 1087 and encodes 342 amino acids. The transcript has 2 exons. The record is from RefSeq and is a predicted model, not a curated record. NCBI's taxonomy places the organism in Eukaryota, Viridiplantae, Streptophyta, Magnoliopsida, Fabales, Fabaceae.